Molecule: messenger RNA, 2143 nt
Organism: Penicillium canescens
Lineage: Eukaryota; Fungi; Ascomycota; Eurotiomycetes; Eurotiales; Aspergillaceae
Product: DUF3292 domain-containing protein
Exons: 5
Coding region: 1-2019 (672 amino acids)
Source: RefSeq, a predicted model, not a curated record
AUGUCCACAGCCAAUGAAAUAAAACCCGCCAACGAUGGCGAUGCUACAAGUAAGGCCGACAGCCAAGUCACCGCUGAAUCAGCGAUCCCCGAAGGCCCAACUGACAGCCAUGUGCUGUCCCAAGUCGAACAGGAUGAAAAAGGUCUUGCGCAGAAAGCUGGCGACACAGAGGAAAUUACCAAUGUUGGAUGGGGUGUCUCACCCAACAAUAUUGGAGAGCCUUUAGUUGCUGGGUUGUCAAAUGAAGACCUGUGGAUGCUAAUUAGGCGAUUCGACAAGCAAGUCUACAGAGUCAAAGCUGUGCCUGAUGCUCCCCUCCAAAACCUGGAUCUGACACGAACGGACGAUGAUGAAUUCUCUCCGGAUAAGCUCCGGGCUACGAUAGAACGAUUCUACGUCACAGUCGUCGUGGGAUUAACCAGCUGUAUCAAACAUAUCGCUCGACUUCGGUCCUGGAAGGAGCCGCGACGAACGGCGAUCUUUGGCACGAUUUACCUCGCUGCAUGGCUUCUCGAUCUACUAGCGCCGACCAUGCUAGCAGUUCUACUCGCCCUAGUGGUCUACCCACCAUUGCGACCACUGAUGUUUCCCCCAGCGCCAAUAGCUCUCGUGGACAAAGAUACGGGCGGUGUACAAAAGCCGAAAGCAGGAAUUCUUGGCUCCCACGACAGCAUCACUGGUGCGCCGGAAAAAUUCAAGGGUGAGGCAGCUGAGCAGGAAGCAAGUAACUUGGUAGCAAGUGUCGCUAGCGUGACCGUGGGCAGCGCAGUCGGGAAGCAUGAUCAAGGCGUACCCGAUGAUGCACCCUUUGAAGAUGACGUACCUGAUGCUAUGGAUAUUGUUGCCAAUACCGCUGAUGCACAAAGUGCCGCGCAUGGGGGAGUGCCGACUGACACUCAUGACAAAACGCGACAACCCAUGCGACAGGGCGUGAUGGAUGCUGCGAACUUUGCUAUGCAAGCCGUGGGUGAUAUCACGGAUACCUAUGAGAAACUAGGAAAUGCUCUAUCGGCAACAACUCCAUUCCCUCGACUGAAGCCUCGUCUACGUCUAGCAGCCGUGCUGGGUCCAGCAUGCCUGCUUUCAUUACUGACAACAAGUUAUGUUUUUAUGAAGAUCUGUACGCUUUUGGUUGGAUUUUCGUUCUUCGGGGACCCGGUGAUCAGACGAGGAAUAAGAUAUCUGAACCGCCAGUUCCCGAGGUGGCAGAAAAUAAUCGAGUUGCAGAACUCUCUACUCAAAGGCAUUCCAACAAACGCCCAGGUGGCCGUCACGCUUCUCCGCAUCGGCGAAGCCAAUGCAUCACCACUACCACCUCCCCCGACUUCACAAGAAAAAGCACCCUCACGCCCAGCCUCAUUACACCACGAGGAGCUAACUCUCGGAGCAACUGAUGCAGAAAUCAAAGAUGCAGCAUUAGUCAGGCCUGAUAAUGACAACAUCCCCGAAACCCAUUCCGAGGCAGAGAAGAACCACAAGAAAACACUAGCGUCAAGAGUGCUAGGAUUCUUCCGAGGAACGACAGCAAGCGGCGUCGAAAGCAAAAGAGGCAUCGACCGCGUACGAGCAGCGGUUGGCUCACGACAUGCAAAGAACCGAGUCGGUGUCCUGCGCCAGAAGGGCAAAAUGAUAACACCCAUCGGGCCAGUAUCAUUUGAUGCUCGCUACAAAGGAAAACGUGGGACAGCGGUUAUAGACUCGACGAAGGAGCCCGCACUUCUUUACUUCACAACAGACACACCGCAGAACGGAGACAUAGAGCUAGAACAUCGAAAGGCUGGAUCCGUUCUGUUUACAAUGCCCGUUUCUGAUAUCCAGGAAAUGAGGAAGCUGGGUGGACUGGGAUGGAAAGGGAAGUUGGUUGUUGGGUGGGCGCUUGGUAGUAAAGAGGUUGUUGAUGGGUUGCUACUUACUGGGAAGAAGCCUGGGCAGACGUAUCAGCUUACGGCUAUGGGGACGAGAAAUCAAUUAUUCAAUCGGCUUAUUGCUAUCGAUGGACAGGUUUGGGCUAGCUGUUGACCUUCAUGGACAGGAUGCAUGCUAAAACGAUACCAGGUUUGGAGGUAAUUUCCCACGUGUUUCUGUUUAUGGCAAUUAUGUACAGUGGGCUUGCACAUUUGUGUCAAUGAAUGUACAGAGCGGG